Molecule: messenger RNA, 960 nt
Organism: Solanum tuberosum (potato)
Lineage: Eukaryota; Viridiplantae; Streptophyta; Magnoliopsida; Solanales; Solanaceae
Exons: 3
Coding region: 1-960 (319 amino acids)
Molecular function (GO): nucleic acid binding; zinc ion binding
Source: RefSeq, a predicted model, not a curated record
AUGGAAGAUAAUCAAUUCAUGUAUCUUUUCAUAACCCUAAGGCCAUUGAUGAGAGGGUUCGACUACUGCAGACCUGUAGUUGUAGUGGACGGUGCACAUCUUGGCAGGGCUUACAAAGGUACUUUUGUAUCAGCUAGCACACUCGAUGGUGCAGGUUGCAUAUUGUCGUUGGCAUAUGGUGUUGUAGACACUGAAAAUGACUGUUCGUGGACAUGGUUCUUCGAACAAUUCAAAAAUGCAUUUGGCGAGCGUGAAAAUAUGUGUAUUGUAUCAGAUAGAAAUGAAAGUAUUAUGAAGAGUGUAAGCAUUGUGUUCCCAAAUGUACCUCAUUGUGCAUGCAUAUGGCAUCUUUGGAAGAAUGUCUGUUCAAACUUCAAAAGAAAUAAAAACACACUAACUGAUAUAUUUUACUCAAUGGCAAAGGCAUACAUAAAGGAGGAUUUUGAUAAAUUAAUGGCUAAGGUGGUGAAAGUUGAUCAUAGGGUGAAGGAUUACCUUGAGGAUGCUGGGUAUGAGAAGUGGUCAAGAGUUCAUUCAAUAGUAAACAGAGGUUAUGAAGCCGGAAGAAGAUACACUGUAUGCCUUGAGCGAAAAUCAUGUACUUGUGGAAGAUUUCAACAAGAUGAGAUACCUUGUGCACACACAAUUGCAGUUUUAAAGCACAAGAAUGUUAAGGAUAUGCAUCCAUAUUGCUCUGAUUACUACAAGCCUGAUGCAUUAGCAAAAACCUACGAGGUUGCAAUGGUUCCAAUGCCGGAUAAGGAGGAUUGGACAGUUCCAGACUAUGUUUUAGAUGAAAUUGUUUUGCCACCUAGGUAUAGAAGGUUGGUUGGACGACCAAGGAAACGAAGAAAGAAAAAUGCGGAUAAGAAGAUAACAGUGAGCAAGAAUUCUUGUGGGCAAUGUGGACAAGAAGGUCACAACAGGAAAACUUGUACUUUCUUCCCGAAAGAUAAGUGA